Messenger RNA from Symbiodinium sp. CCMP2456, 411 nucleotides. Lineage: Eukaryota; Dinophyceae; Suessiales; Symbiodiniaceae. The record is from the annotation of a GenBank genome assembly.
AUGUUCUACAAUUAUGCGCCCCCCACCACUCCUACGUUUAUUAAGCGCGGGGGGGUCCUUUUGGAGGCGAACCGCAAAACGGGCCCAGGUCCAGGAUUUCCACUGCCUGCACCUCCGUCGGUGCUCGCUCCGCUCGAGCUCGCCCAGAGCUCUACAAGCCCCUUCCACACAGCCUACCAGUACGAGCUCAAAGCUCCGCCCCCGCGUACUUGCGAGCCUCGCGAGCAGGCGGCUCUCAGCCCCGCGAAGGCGGUCGGCCUCUUCGGCUUCGGAUUCUGUCCAGGCCUCAGCGCGAUGGAUGAGGAUGGAUGGAAAAUGACUCGUGAAAUGCCUUUGAUUCUUCGACUCACUAUCUUGGAGUUAUCUUGGAAGGAUAGAGCGGGAGGGAAGGCUGACAUGCCCAGAUGUUAA